Molecule: messenger RNA, 2353 nt
Organism: Bursaphelenchus okinawaensis
Lineage: Eukaryota; Metazoa; Nematoda; Chromadorea; Rhabditida; Aphelenchoididae
Source: the annotation of a GenBank genome assembly
AUGGACAACAAACAUGGCCAGGAGGACGAUGAAGAGAUUCAGAAUGAUGAGACCAGUCAGCAAUGGCUGAUGCGACAGCUUCGGAAACAUCUAGAACAUGUGCCAGAUCAGGUACUCAGAGAGUUUGUUCAUCAACAAGUACGUCUUUUUAACAGAGAAGGAGAUGAACAGUUUAGUAAAGCAAUUAUCGUUUUUAUUUCAUAAAAAUGCCUUUUUUUAUCAAACAAUUGCCAAAUCUAAACAUCAUUCUUGUAUUAUACCUUGUCAAAGAAACAACUUUUGCCGUUACAAGUCACUAAAACAACAGCAUUUUAUGCCAUCCUUGAGUGAGCCAUUAAAACUCCCAGCUGAUCGUAUUUUACGAUUCUAUUUUAUUGUUUUUUGUUAAUUAAUUUCCGUAGCGGACUUCACGCUCCUCAAGUAUGACGUUGAUGGGUUGUGACAUAUCAGCGGCGAUCUCUUUCAGGACAUAACACCCCUCCGAAACUUUAUGACCGGCACUAGACAACGUCGCUGUCUCUUCAUUCAAAUCGAGGAGAUAGUAACCACGGCUGUAGACCAUAAGUUCUUCGACCAGAACCCCUUAACGGAGGUGGAGAAGGAUGAGAAGCCGAUCGAAGAGCAACUGUCACAACUCGAGGUGGAUCAACACAUAGAACAAGAGCUGACUGACAUGCAGACCAGAAAGAAAUCUGUCUUAUCAACAAACAAGAGAAGUAAACUUAAAUGUUGGUUUAAAGCAGUAACCUUAUAUCACAAUACAGUAAGCUUUCAGAAAUGAAGCGAUUCAACAGCAAGAAAUCAAAGAAGAUCCAGGAGAAAGAAACACAGCUUAAACCCUUGAAAGUACCAGAAAAACCUGUCCCGGCCCCGAAUCCGACCAUAGAAGCACCACCAGUGCCAGUCCAGUCAGAUGGACCAGAGUUCCUCAAAGCUCACACUUCCUAUGUUCUCAAAUGGUACGACGAGGAAAAUGUACCAGAGAGUAAAUUCGUGUUUAUGGCUACCAGAGACGAGAUUUUAAGUGGUACCAAAAGCGAGUUUGACAAAAUGUUUGUGACGGGUUACUGUAAAGACUUGUUCAAGUACGGUAAAGCCAUAGAGAUCGGUAGGCUAGAAUAAAACUUAUUUUCAGAGUAACUUAACCUAAACGUAUGUAAAAAUAUACUUUUAGGCAAACUCUUACUGAAAAACAUAACAUUUGAGCACAAGAUGAACCUAGUAAUGCAACUGGAAACCAAUCAGACCAAAAUGGAAAAGUGGCAAGACCCUGAAGGCAGAUUCGAGAACUUCAUUUUAGAAUCUCUGGUCAACGCUUUCCAGUCCUCGCUACAGAGAAUGAACACAGAAUCCAUGUUAGACCCAUCUGAACUUGACGUUGAAUCCAUAGAAACCUUGCUCAAGUCACGGGUCAAACUAUUCGCAUUGGCUCCGGUAAACUACCCAAUAAAGGUCAAGUUGUAGUAGGAAUGCUGUAGAAACAUAGCCUCAAUGAUAUAUGUUUCCCCUUGUUUCAUAAAUGUGACAUAAAUCACCUAAAGCUAACAAAAAACCUUCCCUUCCAGUCAAAAGAAGGCCUGACCCAACUCAAGUUCGAGCUCUCACUGCUCGAGAUGAAGUACAUCAGCAACGAGAUGUUCGAGGAAAGUGUGGUCGGCAGAAUCGACCGGUCUUCCUCCCUUCUCUCCAUGUUGUUCAUGUUAUACAGAGACAAUUCGCGAGAAUGGAUCCAGAAGACCCUGUUCCAUUGCAUCGAACUGACAGCACGUACCAUCGCCACCAACAUUCAUCAACGUGUCUGGAACCUGGUUCACGAAGACAACCCUCAAUGUGACAGAAAGAUCAGCAACGUUUCAGACGAAACUCAUGUCAACAUCAUUUACAACAUCCAACCUCUUCUAGUCAAACUGCUAAACUUGGGAUUCACGGUACUUAAUGAAGGUAGUGAUGAAUAUAUCUGUCUUCAGAAGAUUGAACAAUGUAUCAAGAUCGUGAAUUAUAUACAGGAAGAACUGGAGGUAAAAUGCAACAAAAAGUAAUAAUAAAUUACUUUAGGUAUUCAAAGACAUCUAUGUAGACCUAAAGAACCCAGUUCGAGACUUGACUUUCGACAGAACAGCCUUGGACAAGGUUCAACAGAUUGUCACGGCUUUGUGGCAUUCGUUUGAAGAAGUAAGCUUCAACGUCUUUCAGCAGUAAAAUAUGUUUAUUUUAGAGUUACUUUGAAUCCUCACUAGAAAGCGGUAACUACGACUCCAUGAAGAACGUGUGCCUCACGAUGGUUCAGCUGAUUUCAGAAAUGAAGGAGAUUAUGCCUAAAGUCGACUCUUUUUGCCAAAAUAAAUUUAACUAA